GCUGAGUUUGCUGGCUUUGCUGCUUUUUCUGGCUUUGGGCUGGCUUUGUUUUGGCCUGGCUUUUUGCGGAGCAAGUCAAGUGUUUGGGCCCAGACUUUGGGCCGUUUUAUUCGUUCAACGGGCGCUCGAGCGAACGGUUGUUGCUUUGUCUUUCGACUUUGGCGCUGUAUCUGUAUCUCUGCAUCCGACGGAUACGCGAUUCGAUUUGAGCCGUUCCGCGUCCGCUGUGUGUGUGUGCGUGUGAAGAAAGAGCUAUAUUUAUAUAUAGAUAUAGAUACGUAUAUAUCAAAUAUAUUUUGCUGCUGGUGAAAUAGCCACAGCAAUCCGCGGGCCGUUAAAGCAAUAGUUUUUCCAGUGUUCAUUACAUAAAAAUCAACGCAAAUUUAUAUAGUAUUUGUAUACAAACGUUUGCCCAGCGAGAAAAUCUUAUGCAAAUGCGUUUUCAAAAAUAAUUAAGCGCCAGCCUCGAGAUUUGGCAAGAAAGUCAGUCAGUUUGCAGCGCCCCAGUGACUUGGGAUUUCUUGGAUUUAAUUCGGAUCUCGGAUUUCGGAUUUCGGAUAUAGCAGCCCAGUGCAACCUGUAAAUAAAUCAAAGCCAUGUGCCGGCCAUAAACCGAAGACACGCUUCCUAAUUGAAAACAGAGCCAGCUAAAUGGACGCGUAGCAAAAGGCCAACAGUGCGAGCGAGAGGGCGAGUGAGUGCGACAGAGAGCGAGCGAGAGAGAGAGAGAGAGCGAGCGAGACGAUCGUGAUUUGGAUUUUCAGCUUGAUAUCAAAACGGAGCGGACAGCAGCGAAGCGGACGAGAAAAACAAAAUCCACGCCAAAAUGUCCAACGCCACAAAAAUGGUUUACAGUUAUAGAAUUUUAUGGCUUUCCGGCGUUUUACUAGGUCCCAUCUUGCUGGCCGCCAUCGCGGUUCAGGGCCAAGAGCCAGCCAGUCCAGUAUUUCAAAACCACAAGACGAAGGAGUGGACGAAUUUAGACAACAUAACCUUCUCGUUCGAUUGCAAGAGGCGUUCUGUGGGCUUCUAUGCGGAUAUGGAGUACAAUUGCCAGAUCUUUCACAUGUGCGAUGAGGAGGGAAAUCGGAUUCCACACUUGUGCGCAAACGAAACGAGCUUUAACCAGGAGUACAGAAUCUGUGAUUGGGACUACAAUUUCAACUGCACAGAGUCACCCAAAUGGUUCUACCUGAACGAACUGACCUACGCCACUGAUCCGCCAGAUGAAGACGACGAGGAUUACUGAACGAUUCGCAACUAAUUAAAUAUUUAUUGUCUCUCCAAAAGCAAACUAAUUAAAUUAAACGCCCCCUGAAAAUGUGCAGUGUAAUCGUAGCUGAAAGCAAAAAUGUGUGAAAAUAAUGUGUAAAAUUCCAUGCAAAUGAGAUAAACUAAUUUAAGCGCCUUGUUGACGAUUUGUUGAGUUUCGUUUUGUACCUUUGUAUUGUAGUCUAAUUAAUUGAGUCGUGCGAGGAGUCGUGUUGUGUAUAUAAUGUAUAUAGAGAUGGUCCCAGUUCCAUUUCCACGCCACUUUCAAAUCCAUUCAACAAACUUCCAUUCGAAACACCCGGAAAACACCUCGGAUGGGCCGCCACAUUAAUGUAUAAUUUACAAAUAAUCUUCGUAUUUGUAAGCAAUAUAAAACCGAAAUAAAAACAAAGCAAAUUAAUAGCCUAA
Messenger RNA from Drosophila ficusphila, 1680 nucleotides. RefSeq lists its product as uncharacterized. The transcript has 5 exons. The record is from RefSeq and is a predicted model, not a curated record. Gene Ontology annotation, cellular component: extracellular region. NCBI's taxonomy places the organism in Eukaryota, Metazoa, Arthropoda, Insecta, Diptera, Drosophilidae. The coding region runs from base 827 to 1249 and encodes 140 amino acids. Gene Ontology annotation, molecular function: chitin binding.